AUGGAAAGUUUUGAAAAUUUGAGUAUAAGAGACAGUUUCACUAGCGGAAUGGAACACGUUGAUGAGGAACUAGUAGGCCUCUCCGACCUGAGUAUAUCCAAACAGGGGCCAACUUUGUCGCCACAACUUAUCAACCGAUUCAUGCCCCAUUUCCCCUCGAGCCCAUCACCUCUGCGAAAUACAUUGGAUUUUAGUACUGCUAAAGCUGAUGAGGAAGAAGAUGACCGAAUGGAGAUAGAUGAAGUUGAUGAUACAAGUUUCGAAGAGGAAUACAAUGGCGAACCAAUCGAUGCUCCUACUGAAGCGACCGAGAAUGCCAUAGUGGAAGAAAUCGAGGCCACCCCAGAAGACAAGCAAAAGCAAAAAAAUAGUGAAACCCAGGACCAAAAUGUAGAAGAGGUCGAGAAUAUUGUUUCACCGCAUCAUUCAACUGUCAUAAAGGCAUUAUUAUCACCGACCGAUUUAGGUGUAGCCGCAGCUACUAAAGUUGAAGGUGUUGUACCAUUGCCACAAUCAUCCAAUCAAGGCAACAAUGAAAUUUCCAAGAGCAACGUACAAGAUGAAGAUGUAAUCGAAAACGAAGAAGUCGAAGAUGAAAUCAACUCAUCGACUGGGAACGACAAAGCAAACAAGUACACAAAUGCGUUCGAUUCGGAGAUCAUCAAGAGGGAGUUAAGAUCAAGAUCAAAAUAUCAACCGAUACAGGUUUCAUUUAAUACACACAAUUACUUUUAUUCGGAUGAAGAUGGUGUUAAGACUUAUUCUCUUACUAAACCAAAUUACAAUAGAAUAGAUGAAUUCUAUAACCAAAAUGAAGCUUUCAAGUUGCCUAAGCCAUGGUCACCCAAUUCACAUCCGGCAUCAAGAGCAUCAUACGCCCUAAUGUCAUAUUUACAGUUAUUUCUCAAUGCGAUCACUACAGUAGUGAUUUUUAGUUUUAUACUCUCAUUUAUCAUAGCGCUUCAAAAGGACUUGAAAUCCACAUGGGAACAAAGAAAACAUGAAUUGCAGUACGAAUCCAAGAUUUGUCAAGAGCAGUACAUCACAAACCGUUGUAACCAGACGCCCGGAUUGCCAGCUCUGGGUGAACAGUGUGCUAUAUGGAAACAGUGUAUGAACAGAAAUAACGAUAUCUUUUUCCGUGCAAGAUCUACGUUGAGCGCAAAGUUGUUCGGAGACAUUAUCAACUCAUUCAUAGAUCCAUUAAAUUGGAAAACACUAUUUGUUAUCUUUUGUGGUGUUGUAACUUGGUGUUUCAGUUCAAAUUUCUUGCUGGGGUUUGUAAGAGCCAAGAGCUACUAUGGCGAUGGCAUAAAGAGAUAUCCCUUGCCAUCUUCACCAACAUCUCCGACAUCUCCGACAUCACAAUCGUCUAUGGCAGCUUCUAGAGAGGACUCACGCUUACUCAAGCAAUAG
Saccharomyces paradoxus is the source of this 1416-nucleotide messenger RNA. RefSeq names its product Brl1p (gene BRL1). Gene Ontology annotation, biological process: lipid homeostasis; nuclear envelope organization. NCBI's taxonomy places the organism in Eukaryota, Fungi, Ascomycota, Saccharomycetes, Saccharomycetales, Saccharomycetaceae. Gene Ontology annotation, cellular component: nuclear envelope; nuclear membrane. The record is from RefSeq and is a predicted model, not a curated record. The coding region runs from base 1 to 1416 and encodes 471 amino acids. The transcript has a single exon.